This is a messenger RNA of Tetrahymena thermophila SB210, 1455 nucleotides long. RefSeq names its product transmembrane protein, putative. The record is from RefSeq and is a predicted model, not a curated record. The transcript has 3 exons. Lineage: Eukaryota; Ciliophora; Oligohymenophorea; Hymenostomatida; Tetrahymenidae.
AUGAAACUUGUUUCUAAAUAUUCUUAAAUAAGACAAGGAACAUUAUGUGGCUCGUUAUUUUCAGUCAUAAUAAUCGGAUUAACUACCUACUAUUUUGUGUAUCUCUUGAAUUAAUACAUUAAUAACCUAAUAGCUCCUAACUAUAAAGUGCAAAAUUACACUAAUGAUGGGUCUAUUGAUCUUGAAUUAUCAGAGGACCUGAUUGCUUUUAGAUUCGAAUCUGAUUACAAUCUUAGCGUUGAUUUAUUACAAUAAAAAACUAAUUAAACUUACAUUGUUUACAUGGCCUACUUGCUAUAUUUGCAAAGUAGCAAUUAUAUCUAUAUACCUUUAGAUAUAAUAAAAUGUUCUACUCCUGAUUUACUAGGUUAUUAUUGCUUAGAUUACUCCAAAAUAUCUAAUUAUACUUUAAUUUCUAAAGUAAAAGAUGAUAUAUAAUCUUAGAUUUAGCUAAGUAUUUAUGGCUGCUAUGAUUUGGACUAUUUUAAAACAACAAUUCCUGAUAAUUGUGCAAGCUAAGAAAAUAUAAAUAAACUGAUUAACGGUAUAUUCGCCUCUUUGAAGAUUAGAAUUAAAACUUCUUAAUAUAAUACAACUUCUAAUUAAUUAGAAACAAGUUACAGGAGCAGUCCAAUUUAUGGAUUAAGCAAUCAGUAAAUACUAACAACAGUAAAAAUAUUAGAGUAAAUUACUAAAGUUAAGCAAGGACUUUUUAUUUAAUCAUUAUCUAGUUUUAGUUCACCUGUCUAAUACAAUAUAGAAAAUCUAAGCCUAGACAAACAAUCUUCAUAUUUAUUAGCUAAUUCUAAUCAAUUUAUGUAAGUAAACAUUUAGCUUGAUGAAAUGUUUCAAGUUGUAGAAAUUUAAUUCCCUUCUUUGCCUUAAAUAUUUUCUUUUGUUUAUAGUCUUUUCUCAAUGAUGAUGGUAGUAGGAUUUAUAGCUAGAAAGUUCUCUCUAAGUACAAUUAAAAAAGAUUUUAUAAUGCUCUUUUUGUAGAACUAUUACUAAGGCAUUUAUUUGCAAAUUUCUAAAGACAUAAAGCUAAUAGAAUAAAAUGAUCAAUUAAACCUGCAACCUCAGUAAACAAUUAUAAGUCAUCAUUAAAAUUCGCAGGUUUAAUACAACGAAGAAGAAUGCGAUGAAAAUCAAAUUCAAGAUGAAAUCGAAAACCAAUAAGAAAGAUUUAAAAAUCACCUACCGUCUAUUCCUUUUUAGUAAAAGCGAGUAUUAGAUGAAAAAUUUAAAACUCCAAAAAUAGAAUUAUUAAAGGCAGAAGAUUAAUCAAUUAGCACAUUAGAUCAAAAUAGUAUAUGUAAUUAGUUUAAUAUGCUUUAAUAAUAGCAACAAAUAUAAUAAUGCGAUGUUAUCGAAUCAAAUAUUUUCUAGAGAGAAUAAUUUGAAAAUAAUGUAAAUAUCUAAGAAUAAUAGUUCAUUUCUCAACAAACUUUAAAAUGA